AUGCCUGCUCCAAGGGUGCCAGUGCUGGCAGCAAGAUCAGUGGAUCUCUUCUAUUCCAGGAGACAUGGAGGUCUAUUUGUGGUUGGAGCUACCUGACUAGAUAAAGUAUAGCUCAGUCUGCUAUGACAGUACCUCCCCUGAAGAAGACUGCCUGAUGGCUUAGUUUGCUCUGAAUGUAUCACAUUAUCAGAUAAGCCUUUUCAUGAAAUUAAAACCCAAAAGCAAUACUUUUCUGGUUUCCGGGUUUGGCUUGGAAUUUUUUAUCCCUUCUUUGUCAAUUCAGUUUCAGGAACAGAUUGAAGAAACCAUGGCCAAUCAACGGGAUUACAUUAGCAGACCUAUUUGCAAUGGAAUUUCUGUACCUGAAAAUAAAAUCAAUUCCUUAGUGGCUGAAGGUCAUGGACAACAAAUUCUAAAAGUACUACAGAAGUUCAGAGAACAAAAUAUAUUUUUUGACUUUAAAAUUCUUGUGAAAGAUGAAAUAAUUCCUUGUCAUCGUUGUGUACUGGCAGCGUGCAGUGAUUUUUUCAGAGCCAUGUUUGAAGUUAAUAUGAAAGAACGAGAUGAUGGCAAUGUUACUAUUAGUAAUCUAUCACCCAAGGCAGUGAAAGCUUUUCUUGAUUAUGCUUACACAGGAAAAACAGAGAUAACAAAUGAUAAUGUGGAAAUGCUCUUCCAACUGUCGUCAUUUCUUCAAGUUUCACUCCUUUCCAAAGCUUGCAGUGACUUUCUAAUAAAAAGUAUUGAUCUUGUGAAUUGCUUACAGUUGCUUUCUCUAUCAGAAAGUUAUGGUUCUGUCCGCUUAUUUGAUCAUGCGCUAGAUUUUGUACAGCACCACUUUUCCUUGCUGCUCAGAUCAAGUGAUUUUUUGGAGAUUAAUUUUGAGAUAUUACAAAAAUGUCUUGAGGCUGACGAACUAAAUGUCCCUGAGGAAGAAUCGGUGUUGAAAGCUGUCCUUCAGUGGACCAAACACAACUUAGAAACACGACAGAAAUAUCUGCCAAAUUUGAUUAAAAAAGUGAGACUACACCAGUUACCUGAAAAGACUUUGCAGGACUUUCUACAUUCUGAAGAACACUUACUUAAGAGUGCUAAUUGCUCAGUAAUAAUUAAUGAUGCAGUUGAAAGUGUGCAAAACUUUAGUGGACUGUUUCCAGAUGCACGUCCUUCAACAACAGAAAAAUAUAUAUUUGUUCAUAAAACUGAUGAAGAUGGAGAAAACAGACAUACAUUCUGCUACAACAUCAAAACAGAUAAAUGGAAAGAACUACCACAUACGCACAUGAUUGAUCUUCCAGGGUCAAGUUUAUCUAGCUAUGGAGAAAAAAUAUUUCUAACUGGAGGAUGCAAAGGGAAUUGUUAUAGGACUGUCAGGCUUCAUAUUGCUGAACCAUUUCAUGAUGCCACUGACCAAACCUGGUGCUACUGUCCAGUCAGCAAUGAAUUCUCCGUAGUGUCAGCUAUGAAAAAACCAAGGACAAUGCACACAUCUGUUGUAACCUUAAAUCAGCUGUUUGUAAUAGGUGGAAAGACCAGAGGAGCUCAAGAAACCCGAAGUCUUUUGGAUGUAGAAUCCUAUAAUCCUCUUUCCAAAGACUGGAAAUCUGUAAGCCAAUUGCCAAGAGGUAUCUACUAUCCAGAAGCAAGUGCAUGUCAGAAUAUAAUUUACGUCCUCGGCUCAGAAGUAGAGAUUACUGAUGCCUUUAACCCAUCUCUUGACUGUUUCUUUAAGUAUAACGCUAUGACUGAUCAGUGGUCUGAGCUUGUAGCAGAAUUUGGGCAAUUUUUCCAUGCAACUCUAAUCAAAGCUGUUCCAGUGAACUGUACAUUGUACAUAUGUGAUCUCUCCACCUACAAGGUCUACAGUUUUUGCCCAGAAACCUGUGUUUGGAAAGGGGAAGGAUCUUUUGAAUGCGCUGGCUUUAAUGCAGGGGCAGUUGGGACAGAAGACAAAAUUUAUAUAUUAGGUGGUGAUUAUGCUCCAGAAGAAAUCACAGAUGAAGUUCAAGUCUACCACAGUAGUAGGUCUGAGUGGGAAGAAGUUUCACCAAUGCCAAGAGCCUUAACUGAGUUUUACUGUCAGGUCAUUCAGUUUAAUAAAUAUAGGGACCCCUGGUCAUCUGUACUGACAAUUUGCUCUGGAGAAUUUUGAAAUUCCUGAGUCAAAAGAAUCUGUUUAAAUGCACAAGUUUUAGAACGGAUUUUCAGGUAUUAAUUUACAGAUGGAAAAAUAUGUACUGUUUUGUUUAAAUCUUCAGUUUAAAUUGUAUGCUAUAGAAUUGCUUUUGGAAGAGUCCAUUAAAUUGUCAUUUAUGCUAGUCAUUAUAUAGAAAGUAUUACUUAGUUUUAUAUGCAAGUCUUCUCUAUAAUUAUCUGAAUAAUUUGAAAAAUGAUACUGCUUUUCAAGAAAGCAUAGUCAUGAGGAAUUCAUUGUGUAAUAUGUGCCAUUAUUUCUGUAAUAUUCACAGUUGUCCCAGUAGACGAAUUGCUGAGUGAGAAAACUGACUGUGAUACUGUUUUCCCUAUGUAACUUAAGUUUAAAAGAAAUCUACAUUAGUGUUGUUUUAUUUAGGGUUUUUUAUAUUCAUAAACCUGUAAGAGGAAUUCAUUGUCAGCUUGAUCUUAUUAGAAUGACCUUAGCAAAGGCAAGAGCCAAAGUGACCUUCACAGCAUUAAAACCAGGUAUCUAACUUGAAGAGACUGAUAAUUCUUAUCAUCUUACUUCAGCUCUUCAGUUUUACCAGUUUUCCUCCAUCCUUGUGCCUUAGUAGUAGCUGUACUUUCUGUUUUCGUCUCAUUAACUGUGGCAAGACAAACUUUGAUAACAUAUUGCAGGGUGGGCAAGAUUUCUGCAGGAUGGAUGAUUCGUGUGGUAUCUUUGCUUCAGUCAUGCUGUUAACUAAAGAAAAAACACUUCAGGAUGUUUUCUAACAGAAGUCUUCCAUCUCUGAAGUCUCCAGUGCUACCUGCUAUGCAGCCGCUAGGCUGCUUACCGCAGCAAGCUGUAAACUAAAGUUCAGUUGUUGCUUUGGUUAACUACGGGAAAAGUUCGUAUCUUGUCAUACAUCAAAUACAAAGUUACAAAAAUAAAUCCCCAUAUUUAAAGUCAAAGUAAAUAGUAUUUCAGAGGUGAAAGAAUUCCUUUUCUAACUUCUAUAGUGGUUUAAAUGAAUUAAAACACUUUAUCUUGUACUUCAUGGUAAUUUUAAGUGUUAAAAUAUUACAUGGUAAACACAAUAUAUUGCUUGAUAAACUUUCAGUAGUCAUCUAUUAUAAUGUUAAAAUUGUAAUGGACUUUUAGUAUUAAUAUUAGUCUAGGCAUACAUUGUGAAGUAAAUUUGAUCUCAUGCAUACGAAGUGGGACCUGUGUCUGACAGAAGGACACUGAAAUUAGUUAGGUUUCAUAAAUUCAUUUGUAAUCUUCCACAGCCUGAUAAUUUUCUUUCUUGCCAGCUAUUUGAAUAAGAUAUUGGGAGCCCUUAUGUUCCAUAUAAGUAUCAUUUAAGCAGUAAGGUUGUCUUAUGCCAGACAGAAUGGUUCUAAACAUCUAAGCACAUCUCUUCCAAGCAGUUUAAAAAUGAACAAAAUUUAGGGAGGCAUCUAAAAUAUCUUUCAUAUGGCUUGAGACGGCCGCAGUAAGUUCAUUAUCACAUCACUACUGCAUGUACUUUGCAAAACUCAAGCUCAGUAUUAAUGCUUAAAGCUUAAUAUUGCCUAGCAACAUACUUCUGUUUUAAACAGUAAACAAUGGACAGUUCCAAUUCUGUGACUGAUUCUAAUGUUACCAGAUACCUUUAUAAAUUUAGAUAACAUUCAUCAUAAAUAUUUUCAUAAGGAUGUAAAUUAAAAUUAUGCACAUUUGGAGAACAUACUAAUAGGGUAGAAUCCUCCCACUCAAUAAUUUAUUUGUAUUAAGAUGUGUGUCAGUUCUGUAGAAGUAAAUAGCUUGUUGUUACAGUAUUUCAGGCAACUUCCCCAUUUAUUUUGCUCUUUUCAUAGUGAAUCUCCAAAUCAUAAUAUAACUACACUUAGCUAGGUAACCUUUACAAUCACCAUACUGAAACGCAAGCAUUUUUAUAGUGGAACACAGCUACUUUUUGUUAGUGUAAAGCAAACGUAUUGAAUAGUUUAGGAGAGAUGGAGAAUACUAUUCCUGCUUACUGAAACA
Messenger RNA from Pygoscelis adeliae (Adelie penguin), 4168 nucleotides. RefSeq names its product kelch repeat and BTB (POZ) domain containing 3 (gene KBTBD3). Gene Ontology annotation, molecular function: protein binding. Bases 203 to 2152 code for a protein of 649 amino acids. Lineage: Eukaryota; Metazoa; Chordata; Aves; Sphenisciformes; Spheniscidae. The record is from RefSeq and is a predicted model, not a curated record. The transcript is spliced from 3 exons.